ACCCCCCCCAGACCCCGCCCCCCGCCAUGUCGGCUCUCAGGUUCUCGGCCAAUGUGAGUUGGAUGUUCCCGGAGAUCCCCGACCUGCCCGACCGGAUCCGAGCCUCGGCCACAGCGGGCUUCCGGGGGGUGGAGGCGGCCUGGCCGUACGAGUGUCCGACCGGAGCCCUCCGGGGGGCCCUGAGCGAGGGGCGGGGCCUGGAGAUGGUCCUCAUCAACACGCCCCCAGGGGACACUCGGGUCGGAGAGUUGGGUCUCGGCGCCGUUCCUGGAAGACAAGACGCGUUCCGUGCCGGCCUGGACCGAGCCGUCCGAUUGGCCACCGACCUGGAAUGUCAGAGGAUUCACAUCAUGGCAGGACGGGUCCCGGAGGGUCGGGAUCGGGGGUCAGUGGAGAAGGAAAUGGAGGAGACGUUUGUUGAGAACCUCCGAUACGCGGCAGACGUGUUACAUCAGGUCGGUAUCGUUGGACUGAUUGAACCAAUAAACUCUCGUAUUACUGAGCCGCGGUACUUCCUGAACACGCCACAACAAGCGGCUGCGAUCUUACAGAAAGUGGGGAGAGAAAAUCUGAAGAUGCAAAUGGACAUCUUCCACUGGCAGAUCAUGGAUGGAAAUCUGACUGAGAACAUCCGGAGAUAUUUCCCGUUGAUCGGUCACGUCCAGAUCGCGCAGGUCCCUCACCGGCACGAGCCGGACAGUCCCGGAGAGCUGAAUUUCCCGUAUUUGUUUGACCUUCUGGAGGAGCUGGGCUACCAAGGAUAUGUCGGGUGCGAAUACAAACCUUGUGGUGACACGGUAGCUGGACUCGGCUGGAUGGAGGAAUAUCAUAAGAGGCGCGAAGAGCGAUCCAAGUCUAACUGAAGCCUUGGAAUCCGGAGGGCGUAUUUCAUAGGGUCUAAUGGAGGGGGGGCAACCUGGGGCCCUCCAUCUGUUGUGGAACUACAUUUCCCAUGAGGCAUUGCAAGGCUGGUAGUUACAAUUACUCCCAGAGGCAUGAUGGGACUUGUAGUUCUGCAACGGCUGGAGGGGCCCAAGAUUACCUACCCCUGGUCUAAUGCAACUGCAAGACAUCAGUCUGAACUACAACUCCCAAAAUCCUGUGAGGAAUAAACAUGGAGGGGGCAGAGGAUCUGUGGAGGAAAUAAUGGGAAGGGAGUAUUAUUUUUAUAACAAUAGGAAAAGUAAAAAUGAUUCAGGGUGCUCACAGGAAGAAGUCCGGUCCAAGCUGCAGCAG
Rana temporaria (common frog) is the source of this 1236-nucleotide messenger RNA. RefSeq names its product hydroxypyruvate isomerase (putative) (gene HYI). The coding region runs from base 27 to 863 and encodes 278 amino acids. Gene Ontology annotation, molecular function: hydroxypyruvate isomerase activity. Gene Ontology annotation, biological process: glyoxylate metabolic process. The transcript has 8 exons. The record is from RefSeq and is a predicted model, not a curated record. NCBI's taxonomy places the organism in Eukaryota, Metazoa, Chordata, Amphibia, Anura, Ranidae.